AUGGGAUCCUUCAAAUUAUCAAACGGAAGUUCGGCAUUAUUGGAGUCGUCUUGCGGCUAUUUGCUGCAAGAAUUACAGAUUAUAUGGGACGAAGUAGGGGAAGAACAACUCGAAAGAGAAAAGGUGCUGUUAGAACUCGAACAGGAGUGCCUUGAGGUUUACAGAAGGAAAGUCGACACAGCAAGUAUCUCGAGAGCUCGCCUGCAUCAGCAACUUGCAGAAUCUGAGGCAGAAUUCACUCAUCUCCUUCUGUCAUUAGGGGAAAGAUCACUUCCUGGACGACCAGAGAAAAUGGCAGGAACAUUGAAGGAACAGCUGAAUUCUAUAACGCCAGCACUGAGGGAGAUGCAGUUAAGGAAAGAAGAAAGAGUAAAGCAAUUCCGAGUGGUACAAGGACAAAUUCAUAAAAUUUCUGCAGAGAUAGCAGGUUGCACGGAGUACAAUGACACAUCAUCAUGUAGCGUCAAUGAGAAUGACCUUUCACUUAAGAAACUCGAGGAGUACCAGAACGAGCUUCAGAGACUUCACAGUGAGAAGAGCGACAGACUUCACCGGGUGGAAAAAUACAUAAGUACAAUCAGAAAUUUGACAGCAACUUUAGGAAUGGAUUCAUCCCUGAUCAUUACCAAAGUACAUCCGAGCUUGAACGAAUUAUCGGGAUUGUCAAAGAACAUUAGUGAUGCUAUUCUCGAAAAGCUUGAUAGCACGGUCAUGUCCCUUGAAUCAGAAAAGCAAAAGCGACUUGGAAAGCUUCAACAACUUGGGAAAGCAUUGUUUGACUUGUGGAAUCUUAUGGACACACCAUACAAAGAACGACAACAAUUUCUUCAUGUUGUGAGUCUCUCACCAGUAGCAUCAGCUGAGAUAUCAACUCCUGGAACUCUUACCCUUGACAUAUUGCAGCAGGCUGAGACUGAAGUGAAGAGACUGGAUCAGUUAAAAGCAAGCAAAAUGAAAGAGUUUUUCUACAAAAAACAAUUAGAGCUUGAGGAGAUAUGCAGCAGAUCACACAUGGAAAUACCUUCAAGAUUGGAGAUGGAGAGGAUAAUCAAUCAAAUAAACUCAGGAGAGAUUGAUCACGCCGAUCUCCUCACAAGCAUUGAUGAGCAGAUAUCAAGGGCUGAGGAAGAAGCUGCCAGCCGAAGAGCAAUCAUGGAGAAGGUAGAAAAAUGGAUAUUGGCACGUGAUGAGGAGCUUUGGUUGGAAGAGUACAACAGAGAUGAAAAUCGGUAUUCUGUCAGCAGAGGUGCUCACAAGAACCUUAAAAGAGCUGAGCGCGCCAGAGUGAUGGUCAACAAGAUACCAGCUUUGGUGGAUUCACUGAUAUCUAGAACUAAACACUGGGAAGAUGAAAGAACGAAAGUUUUCCUGUACGACGAGGUUCCUCUACUAGCAAUGCUUGAAGAAUACAACAUGUUGAGGAAGGAAAAGGAAGAGGAGAAACAAAGGCAAAGGGAGCACAAGAAGGCACAAAGUAAAGUAGCAACCCAGCAUGAAAGCCCCUUUAAAACAAGGCCAGGCACCAGCAGUUGGCGUCUUCUAGAUAAAAACUCAAGCAGAAGCUUCCAUACUGAAACUCCUCCAGGUAGAAGAAUUUCGACUGGAUCAAAUGGCCCUGGCUCACCCACUCAAAGCAUAACUUCCAGACAGGGAGGAAAGAAAGCAAAUGGACAAAGGAUAUAUGAUCAGAAGGGAUUUGGUUAUCAUCUUAGAGAAGACACGCUUUCAGUUGUCUCAUCGUACUCUGGCCCCUUUUCACCCUAG
Messenger RNA from Striga hermonthica, 1764 nucleotides. The record is from the annotation of a GenBank genome assembly. NCBI's taxonomy places the organism in Eukaryota, Viridiplantae, Streptophyta, Magnoliopsida, Lamiales, Orobanchaceae.